Carassius auratus (goldfish) is the source of this 666-nucleotide messenger RNA. Its product is annotated as histone H3. Gene Ontology annotation, cellular component: nucleosome. The record is from RefSeq and is a predicted model, not a curated record. The coding region runs from base 65 to 475 and encodes 136 amino acids. Gene Ontology annotation, molecular function: structural constituent of chromatin; protein heterodimerization activity; DNA binding. Lineage: Eukaryota; Metazoa; Chordata; Actinopteri; Cypriniformes; Cyprinidae. The transcript has a single exon.
AAAUGUUGCUGCAGACCGGAACAAGUCAUUCCGUUCUAGAAAGCUAGACAGAAAUCUAAGUACAAUGGCAAGAACCAAACAAACCGCUCGUAAGUCCACCGGAGGUAAAGCCCCGAGGAAGCAGCUCGCCACCAAAGCCGCCCGUAAGAGCGCUCCGGCCACCGGCGGCGUCAAGAAGCCUCACCGCUACAGGCCCGGCACCGUGGCUCUGCGAGAGAUCCGUCGCUACCAGAAGUCCACCGAGCUGCUGAUCCGCAAGCUGCCCUUCCAGCGUCUGGUGCGAGAGAUCGCUCAGGACUUCAAGACGGACCUGCGCUUCCAGAGCUCCGCCGUCAUGGCCCUGCAGGAGGCCAGCGAGGCUUAUCUGGUCGGUCUGUUCGAGGACACCAACCUGUGCGCCAUCCACGCCAAGAGAGUCACCAUCAUGCCCAAAGACAUCCAGCUGGCCCGCCGCAUCCGUGGAGAGCGCGCCUAAACACACGACUGACUCACACAGUCAACACCAAAGGCUCUUUUCAGAGCCACCUCCAUCUGUCUAACAGAGUGAAACUUCCUUGUUUCUGUUGUUGUGCUCUUUUUAACACACACUUAAAAAAAAAAAAUCUACUUCUAACACAUGACUCGAAUUUGCCAGAAUAAAAUUCACAGUAUUAAGUUUAUAUCUAA